This is a messenger RNA of Erythranthe guttata (spotted monkey flower), 1586 nucleotides long. RefSeq names its product guanylyl cyclase 1. The record is from RefSeq and is a predicted model, not a curated record. Lineage: Eukaryota; Viridiplantae; Streptophyta; Magnoliopsida; Lamiales; Phrymaceae.
CUACUUUUUACCAACUCUAGAAACGUUUUCAUCACCGCCCACCCACCCGCAAUCUCCCAACAGCAAGAAAAGAAAGUUCAUUUACAGCAAAUAAAAAAAGAAAAAAAAGAAGAAUAGAAUCACGCACUUGUUCUUCUCUUAUAGGCCUUUACAUUUUCAUAUAUUUUCAUUGUUAUCCAAAACUAGAUAUAGAUAUAGAUAUACAUAUACCCCCAUUUUGUAACCGAACGAAUGAAACGCCACUCCUGACAGCCCCUUUUCUCUGCAUCCCUUCAAUUUUGUCUUGAAAAAGCACUUUCUGCUUUUUCCCUCGCGAAAAAACAAGACCCCUUUUCCAAUUUCUCUUUUUGUUAUCUCUGCAGAUAAUUUGAUUUACCGUGAGGCAAGGGUCGUUGAUUUUCAAGCUAUCUUUGCUUGACGUGGAGUUUACGAAGAGGGAUUCACAUAUACUGUUGAUACGGAUUAAGUUUCUAGUGUUGAUAUAUUGAUACGAGAGAUACUACUACUUAACCGUAAGAUGUGGUCUAUAAAUCUCAUCAUGAACAAACUUUUGAAAGCGUACGAAGAGAAUUUCGAUUGGCCAGCUGGCGAUCAUUUCCACUUCGUCGAAUCGUACAGUAUUGAAAAGUCGUCGUCAAACAAGGAACAGAGCAGAACUCAAAUAUUGUCCCACUUUAUUGAAGUCCCUCAUAUAAAUCAACAGCACUCGUGGGAUUGUGGUCUUGCUUGUGUUCUAAUGGUUUUGAGACUGCUCGGUGUUUACGACUGUAAUAUUCAACAACUGUGCGAUCUCUGCAGUACAACAAGUAUUUGGACUGUUGAUUUGGCUUACUUGCUGCACAAGUUUUCUGUAAGCUUUACGUAUUGUACCGUCACAUUAGGAGGCAAUCCAGAUUUUUCUGUCGAGACGUUCUACAAGGACCAAUUGCCUAACGAUCUAUUACGAGUAAAUACGCUGUUCCACGAAGCUCGUGAAGCUGGAAUCUGUAUAGAGUGCAGAUCCGUUAGUGCCAAAGAAAUUUCCGGCUUUAUCUUGUCUGGAAAAUAUGUUGCUAUUGCUUUGGUCGAUCAGGAUAAAUUGUGGAGUGAUUCUCAGCUAGUGGAUGGUUGCGUAUCAGACUUCUAUAGUUGCAGCAGCCCAGGCUACACUGGUCACUACAUUGUUAUUUGUGGCUACGAUGCUCUUACAAACGAGUUUGAGAUUCGAGAUCCUGCCAGCUCAAGGAAAAUUGAGAGGGUUACGUCGUGGUGUUUGGAACAGGCCCAUAAAUCUUUUGGCACUGAUGAGGAUCUUCUGCUGAUUUCUGUUGACAAGGGCGGAGAUAGAGACAACCUUGUAGAAUUCUUUUCCUUGUAAGAUUUGUUAUUCCGGGGUUCGAUAUCUAUCCUAUUUUAUUUCGCUCGUGACUUGUAUUUCUAUCUGUACAUUGAUUGUAUAUAUUGUCAUUAGAUGAUUUCUGAAACAAGAAAACUUGUUGAUUUUAGUGAAAAUGGUGUUGUGUUCUCGGUUACUGUAAUUAAAUUUCUCAAUACAAAUUGGCUAUAUUCCAUUUCUAUAUAAAUGAGGUAAAAUAAGUUGUUUGAUG